UUUAGACACCUAUCUCUAUCAGAUCACAAUGGUCUCCCUCAAAUAGGGAAGUUCCUUUUAAGGAUUACAAGACCCAAUUUUCCCAUUAUCCUGUAUUAAGAUCUGCUUUUUUUAAUUCUCUGUACUUACCUAAUAUUUGGCUUUUUCUUCUAUUUUUCUUUCUCUGGUGGAAGAUGUUUUUCUUCUUUGAGCUGUAUUAACUGCACGAUUGUUAAGUGUUGCAGAGGUUUUAACAGGUUUUAAUGAAAGAGUACAAUUUUGGGCACUUGUUUUAUUUAAGAAGUUGUACUGGAGUCAGUGGUGACAAGAGGAACAAAUGGUUAAGACCUGACCUGUUUUAUUAUUGUUCGGGAUUCUAACCAUUUCAGAUUUCUGGGUGGAACAGCAAUGGAGAUUAGGUGCCAUGAGAAUUACAUUCAAAAUUCCAGAGGAGUGCAGCUAUUUACUUGUAGAUGGUUGCCUCUGAAAGCUCCCCAAGCUCUGGUUUUCUUAUGCCAUGGGUAUGGAAUGGAAUGCAGCGUAUUCAUGAGAGAAUGUGGAGUCAGGCUAGCCCGAGCUGGAUAUGGUGUUUUUGGAAUAGACUAUCAAGGCCAUGGAAAAUCGAAAGGACAAAGGUGCUACAUUAAAAAAUUCAGCAAUAUUGUUGAUGACUGCAGCAAUUUCUUCAAGAGUGUCUGUGAGAAUGAGAAAUAUAAGAACAAGCCCAGAUUUCUGUAUGGGGAAUCAAUGGGAGGUGCAGUUGUGCUUCUUCUACACAGGAAGGAUCCCACCUUUUGGAAUGGAGCUGUUCUUGUUGCUCCCAUGUGCAAGAUAUCUGAUAAGAUAAAGCCUCAUCCUCUGGUGGUUAACUUUCUCACCUGCUUGGAAGUGUUUAUCCCCACAUGGAAAAUCGUUCCUACCAAAGAUGUCAUAAACUCGGCCUUUAAGGAUCCAAUCAAAAGGGAAGAGAUUCGAUCCAAUCAACUUAUAUACCAAGACAAACCCAGGCUGAAAACAGCCUUGGAAAUGCUGAGAACCAGCAUGGACUUAGAGGAAAGGCUCUGUGAGGUAACCCUGCCAUUCCUUGUUCUACACGGAGAAGAUGACAUCGUGACGGAUCCAAGCGUGAGUUACGCGCUGUACAAUUCAGCGCGCAGUGUGGACAAGACAAUAAAGUUGUAUUCAGGGAUGUGGCAUGCCCUCACCUCCGGUGAACCAGACCAGAACAUUGAUAGGGUCUUCACUGACAUAAUUGCGUGGUUGAAUCACAGAGUUUGGCAGUAUAGCAGUGAGAUUGGAUUGGUUAGGCAGACGCAGCAUGAAGAAGAUGAUUAUGGAAUCAAGCAAUCUCAGUUUGCUGACAAGUGUGAGGUGGGCCAAGUGGAUAAGUCCCACACCAAAUACCUCCAUUCCGCCCUGUGAUUCUUGACCAGCUGGAAUGGUUUUGUGCGCUUCCCAAGUGAAUGAAUAAAAUAGAAUUUUUCUUGGUUUGGCAACCUUUCCAUUAUUACAUUGCUUCUAGAAGCUUAUCGGCCGUUGCUUCCGUCUGCAAAUUCCGGGACAAUAAUUCAGAUGGAUGAUGAUUAUAAGGGAAAAUAUGAAAGUAUUUAGAGUUAGACACGCAGGCAAUAAUAUCAAUUUACAUUUUGAUCAAAGAUUUGUAUUGUAAAUUGAUGAAUAUGUAUGACACGUCUAAUGUAUAUUUAUAUGAA
Molecule: messenger RNA, 1691 nt
Organism: Cryptomeria japonica (Japanese cedar)
Lineage: Eukaryota; Viridiplantae; Streptophyta; Pinopsida; Cupressales; Cupressaceae
Product: caffeoylshikimate esterase-like
Exons: 8
Coding region: 388-1401 (337 amino acids)
Cellular component (GO): membrane
Molecular function (GO): lipase activity
Source: RefSeq, a predicted model, not a curated record